Molecule: messenger RNA, 693 nt
Organism: Alternaria novae-zelandiae
Lineage: Eukaryota; Fungi; Ascomycota; Dothideomycetes; Pleosporales; Pleosporaceae
Exons: 1
Coding region: 1-693 (230 amino acids)
Biological process (GO): carbohydrate metabolic process
Source: RefSeq, a predicted model, not a curated record
AUGGUGCCGCCUGCUCUUGCAUACCACGGUGUCGUCACCUCAGAUACAGGCAUGGUGAAAGAGAGCGUACAGCAGUGCCGGCUAUACUGCGAGGUGCUGGGCACGUCGAAAGGGUAUUGGCGACACAUCGCCAAUGCCGAGGGCACAGGCAGCGUAAAGAGCGAUGACGGCGCGUGGUGUACGAGCAAUGCCUGGGCUGCAGCUGGGAUGACUAGGGUCCUAGCAACAUUGCGCAAAUCUCAAUAUGAACUGGAAACCGCUGAUGAGCAGGAGAUGCUACUAGAUAUGACCAAAGGCAUUCUUGACGGCACGAUAGAUGCUGAUACUGAUGCAUCCGGCCUGUUGCGUAACUAUCUCGAUGACGAGACAUGGUUUGCAGAGGUUGCUGGGACAGCGUUAAUGGCAGCUACGGUCUUCAGGAUGGCGGUCCUCGAGCCUGGCACAUUCGGAGAACGGUAUGUAGGAUGGGCGACGCGUAAGUUGGAGUCUGUCAGUGACCAUCUAGAUGAGGAAACUGGUGUUGCGGCACCUGUGGUCAACUCACUGAAGGAGGGUCAGCGGACGCCACUCAGCGGCAUCAAUCCGGAGGGACAGGCUUUUGUCGUAUUGUUAUACGCUGCAUGGAGAGACUGGAGGACUGCUGCAGAUCAUGCAUCAAUCGCAAUGACCGGAACUUACGCGUCGGCGACAUGA